Molecule: messenger RNA, 1805 nt
Organism: Cylicocyclus nassatus
Lineage: Eukaryota; Metazoa; Nematoda; Chromadorea; Rhabditida; Strongylidae
Source: the annotation of a GenBank genome assembly
AUGUCGUUUGACAUGGAUGACAGUAUACUAGUAACAAUACCCAUCAGAUAUGAUGACCUUCCGCAUGCAGAACUUGGAACACCACAAAAACUCGGCGAGUACAGUAAGACCCGCAAUAAACCUUUGGUACCGGGUAGAAAAAACGCAAGAUAUCUUUAUGAAGCAGCACUGGAUAAUGAAGCAAAAGUGGAGUUUGAUUUGAACAUAGGAUUUGAUACAUUUGAGGAUAAGGAAGAGAAAAAACUUGAAGUUCUUUUGGAAUGGAUUGUAUCCCAAGCACCCGAGAAAGAUUCUCUAAAAAAGGUGCUUCACGAGGCCGACAUUGUGUGCCGGCGUGGACUCUUAACGCGAAUUGCAGCUACUCCAUACACUUCCAGAGAUUGGGAAUUUGCAGCUGCUCGCGUGGAAGAUGUGAUUUUUCUUUGCGAGGGUGAACAUUACCAACUGAUGAAGUCCAUGACACCGCGAGAACAGCUGAUGACUUACUGGGGAUUUAAGUUUGAACAAUACAUGACAGUGAAAGAAAGAAACUCUUCUUUACUGGGCAUUCGUGACAUCGUCGUUGGCUAUCGUGAUGAUAAUGGUAUCGUCGCCAAGGUUGACGUUGUGCACACGGAUGAUCUUCGCAAGCGAGUAGGUCUGGAGUGGAAGUCUAAUGUAUGUAUGAAUUUGCUGUCGGAUGUCCUUUGCUCAGAAGAGAAUGUGCUGUCAACAAUUUCCAUCAAUACAAAGAAUUAUGAUCAGCGGUCUGCAAAUUUUGGACAACCAUUGAGAAUUGGCGAAUACACCAUGACGCAUGAUCGAAGAAUGGUGCUGGGCAGGGAAGACGCAAGAUACUUGUACGAAGCCGCGCUCGCUAAAGGAGGAAGAGUGAGAUUUGAUUUGAACCAAGGAAUUGAGACUUUUGAGGAAAAAGUAUGUCUUGUUGAAGAAGACUAUGACUUGUCAAUAUUACUUACCUCUUUUUGGGCCGAACAAGAGCUCGACGUCCUUUUGGAGUGGAUUGUCGCUCAAGCACCUAAUGGAGGCCCUUUGAAGAAGGUGCUGCAUGAGGCUGACUUUGUGUCCUGGCGUGGUUUACUGACACGUAUAGCCGCCACCCCAUUCUGUCCCAAAGAUUCUUGGCAAUUUACAGCUGCUCGUGUGGGAGGUGUAAUUUUUCUUUGCGAAGGUGACAGAUAUCGUCGCAUGGAAGCUAUGACACCACAAGAACAGAUGAUGACAUAUUGGGGUUUCAAGUUCGAACACUACAUGACAGUAAAAGAAAAAUACGAAAAACCCAAAACAGAUGAGGCUGUUACAUGCCUUGAAGAAUUCGCAGUAGUGAAUCGUUCUACGUUGACGGCUGGAUCCGAGAGGCCUCUAAAAUUAGUUUAUAGCGGGGAAGUGGACGCAAUUAACGCCGAAGGGGAUAUCGUCGAAUUGAAGACACAACGCCAUGCGCUAAAUAAUAACUUUUGGAAGUAUAAAAGUCUGAAGUGGUGGCUGCAGUCAUAUUUAAUCGGCAUUCGUGACAUCGUCGUGGGCUUUCGCGACGAUAAUGGCAUUGUUACACAGGUUGACCUUCUGCACACGGACGAUCUUUACGAACGAGGCGGAUGGUCGGCUAAUGUAUGUAUGGGUGUGCUUUUCAGAGUGCUUAGUGCAAUACGAUCACAAUUGGGACGUAAUGGCAAAGCUUGUAUCGUUCGCUAUGUUCAAAGUGACAACAAGGUCACAAUUCAUCGAGCUGCUCUAGCUGACGUGGAUUUUUUUACUAGCAAAUUCAAAACACACUUCCAUUUGAAAUAAAAACACUCACAGCC